AACCUAAAAGUCACGUACGUCAACAAUAUUUUCAAAAUUUACAGUCUAAAUUUCAUUCUUAAGAAAAUUAAAAAAAAAAAACAUGCAUCAAGAUUCAGAUUCGUUUGCAGGAGCGUUUGACAGUACAACAGGCAACCUCCUCAAUGACAAUUCAUCUUUUAACAUACAAUAUUUCUCCUCCGGUUCUUUAACUUCUAGAGAUAGUACUCAAUAUGUAGGAGAGCCCCAGCUUAUAGGCAUUAUUGGAGAUGAAGAUACUUGUGCAGGAUUUAUUUUAGCUGGUAUUGGGGAAGCUGUAGAAGAUAAACCUCCAAAUUUCUUCAUAGUGAACCCGAAAACUGACGCAUUUAAGCUAGAACUAGUGUUUCUUGAUAUGAUCGAAAGGCCGGAUAUCGGCCUAGUUCUUGUCACUAGAGAAGCCGCUGAAAAAUUGGCUCCUGUCAUUAAUCAACAUAAAGGCAUCGAGCCAACUGUUAUGGUUAUUCCUGGUCAUAACGGUCCAUUUGUAUUCGACUUACCUCUUGCGGUAAAAUACAUAGAACAACAGAAGCAAUUUCAAGUGAGGAAAACUUCGGGCUCACCUUCGGUAAAAAGUGACACAAUUUCUCAAGCCUCUGUAUCUAGAAAAGUGUCUACUCAUUCCAUACGGAGUGCUAGGUCUUGUAAAUCUGUUAAAACUCAAAAUUUGUCAUUUAGUUCAAUGGACGAUUUUUAAACCUUCAUGUAUCCAAUUGAAGAAAACUAUCAAACCAUAAGAAGAAAUUAUAGAAACUUACAACGUAGGUUUGGGGCCUACAUAAUUCACUAACAGUUAUUACGCUUAUAAGAAGAAUUCUAAAAGGUUGGAGACCAAGAUAAAAAAAUAUACCACAAAUUAUUUCAUCAAAAAAAUCAUAUAUUAUUAAUACACAUUUGCCAUUUGAUGUGCCUAAUUAUGCGCCCAUCAAAUUUGCAAAUUUGUAAUAAAAUCAAAUAAUUUAUACUAUUUAACGUUCAAAAUUUAUAUAACGUCAUGUAGUUAACUAACUCUUCCAAUUAACAUAAUUUUGUUUAUUUGCAUAAUAAAUUCAAUUCAAAGGUCAUCGGCAAGGCGGCCAGCUCAUAUAGGAUAAUGAUAAUUAUAAAAUGUCUUUUAUAAGUAUGACAUAGUAUAGUGAAUUUUAUAGCCUAUUACCCGUACAGAAAUAAAUUUUUAUCGCAAAGCGAAA
Anthonomus grandis grandis is the source of this 1208-nucleotide messenger RNA. RefSeq lists its product as uncharacterized. The coding region runs from base 83 to 715 and encodes 210 amino acids. NCBI's taxonomy places the organism in Eukaryota, Metazoa, Arthropoda, Insecta, Coleoptera, Curculionidae. Gene Ontology annotation, biological process: monoatomic ion transmembrane transport. Gene Ontology annotation, molecular function: proton-transporting ATPase activity, rotational mechanism. The transcript has 3 exons. The record is from RefSeq and is a predicted model, not a curated record. Gene Ontology annotation, cellular component: membrane.